UCCAAGCGCCGGGUAAUUUGACAGCCGGGUCCUUCCUUCUUCUGCAGCACCCGGCGAUCUGGAAGCUUCUAACUAGGGUGCUGGUAUCGGCUCCUUAAUCUGAGUCCAUCCGAAGCCGAACUGUGGUGUUUCAGCGCCAGAGUUCACUAGUCUGACUCUGAAGACUCCCCUUAACAUUUCCCAUCGAUUAUAAAGUCAAGAUGCCUGAAGCGAUGGCAGCACCGAAGGCUUCCAACGGAGGCAAAAACAAAGGAGGGGCGUAUGUGGACCGCGACAAACCGGCGCAGAUUCGCUAUAGUAACAUUUCUGCUGCCAAAGCUGUUGCAGAUGCCAUCAGAACAAGCCUGGGCCCCAAAGGCAUGGACAAGAUGAUCCAGGAUGAGAAGGGUGAUGUAACCAUUACCAAUGAUGGGGCCACCAUCCUGAAGCAGAUGCAGGUGCUCCACCCCGCUGCUAAAAUGCUGGUGGAACUGUCCAAAGCCCAAGACAUUGAGGCUGGUGAUGGCACCACCUCUGUGGUGGUGAUAGCUGGAGCGCUGCUGGAUGCCUGCUCCAAGCUGCUGCAGAAAGGUAUCCACCCCACCAUCAUUUCGGAGUCGUUCCAAAAGGCAGUCGAUAAGGGCGUGGAGGUGCUAACGGGCAUGAGCCAGCCAGUGCAGCUGAGUGACCGUGAGACGCUGCUCAACAGUGCCACCACGUCACUGUGCUCCAAGGUGGUGUCACAGUAUUCAAGCCUGUUGGCACCCAUGAGUGUGGAUGCUGUUAUGCGAGUCAUUGACCCAGCCACAGCCACUAGUGUCGACCUACAGGACAUCAAAAUCAUCAAGAAGCUUGGAGGCACCAUUGAUGACUGUGAGCUGGUAGACGGCCUUGUGCUGACCCAGAGAGUUGCCAACACUGGUGUGACCCGAGUGGAAAAGGCCAAAAUUGGCCUUAUUCAGUUCUGUCUGUCCCCUCCCAAGACUGAUAUGGACAACCAGAUCGUGGUGUCAGACUACGCCCAAAUGGACCGCGUGUUGCGGGAGGAGCGUGCUUACAUCCUCAACUUGGUAAAGCAGAUUAAGAAGGCUGGCUGCAACGUGCUGCUCAUCCAGAAAUCCAUCCUCAGAGAUGCUCUUAGUGACCUCGCCCUGCACUUCCUCAACAAAAUGAAGAUCAUGGUGGUGAAGGAGAUCGAGAGAGAGGAUAUUGAGUUCAUUUGCAAGACUAUUGGCACCAAGCCCAUCGCCCACAUCGACCACUUCACUCCAGAGAUGCUCGGCACUGCAGAGCUAGCAGAGGAAGUCAACCUGGAUGGGUCCGGCAAACUAGUCAAGAUCACAGGCUGCACGAGCCCUGGGAAGACGGUGAGCAUUGUGGUGCGCGGCUCCAACAAGCUUGUGAUUGAGGAGGCAGAGCGCUCCAUCCAUGAUGCUCUGUGCGUCAUCCGCUGCCUGGUCAAGAAGAGGGCUCUCAUUGCUGGAGGUGGUGCUCCAGAGAUUGAGCUGGCUGUGCGUCUGGCAGAGUACUCACGCACACUGGCUGGCAUGGAGGCCUAUUGUGUGCGGGCAUACGCUGAUGCCCUGGAGGUGAUCCCAUCGACGCUUGCCGAGAAUGCUGGCCUGAACCCCAUCUCCACUGUGACGGAGCUCCGUAACAGACACGCACAGGGAGACAAGAUGGCUGGCAUCAAUGUUCGCAAGGGAGGGAUCUCCAACAUCCUUGAGGAGCUGGUGGUGCAGCCUUUACUGGUCUCCAUCAGUGCACUGACACUGGCCACUGAGACGGUCCGUAGCAUCCUGAAGAUUGAUGAUGUGGUGAACACCCGAUAGGUCUGUCCAUUGAGUUUUGUCACUAAGCCUGCUCACACUGCAAGGGAUCAGAGGACUCUGUUAACACCAUUCUGUUCAGAUUUCCACUGUAGUUGUUACGUUGCAUAAUUUAAUAAAAAAACAACUUGUUUUUUUUGUUGACAUUCA
Messenger RNA from Neolamprologus brichardi, 1958 nucleotides. RefSeq names its product chaperonin containing TCP1, subunit 4 (delta) (gene cct4). Gene Ontology annotation, biological process: protein folding. The record is from RefSeq and is a predicted model, not a curated record. Gene Ontology annotation, molecular function: ATP-dependent protein folding chaperone; ATP binding; ATP hydrolysis activity. Lineage: Eukaryota; Metazoa; Chordata; Actinopteri; Cichliformes; Cichlidae.